AUGUCAACCCGGGAUGCCAACAUCAAACCACUCCCACCUGAUGUUGUGGCCAAGAUCAAAUCUUCCACAUCAAUUACCAACCUAAACGGUGUCGUCGUGGAACUGGUCAAGAAUGCGCUGGACGCAAAUGCGCAUAGCAUCAUAGUGACAGUUGAUUUCCAGCGUGGUGGCUGCAUCGUGGAAGAUGAUGGUGAGGGUAUUCCUCCGGCGGAGUUUGAGGUCAGUGGAGGACUGGGAAAGGCGCAUCAUACCUCUAAGUUUCAGUUAGAUCGAGAGGUCUAUGGUCGAAGAGGGCUUUUUCUAGCCUCGUUGGCGUCUCUAUCAUUGCUCACUAUUACAUCCCGUCACCUGCGCCAUCGGACCACAAACAGCGUCAUAUUCCAUCAUUCAACACCAAUUGCGCGCUUAAUUCCGGCACCAGUACAGCAGGGUCUGAGGUUCAGCGGCUAUGGAACCUGCGUUACGGUCAAUGACCUCUUCGGGAACAUGCCCGUCCGCGUGAAAAGUCGGGCAUUAGCUCACCAAAAGCCUGACGAAGUAGACCGAGAAUGGGAAGACCUCAAACAACUAUUAGUUGCGUUAAUGCUGGCCAACGACCAGCUGGCGAAAUUGGUCAUCUCAGAUGGCAGCAAAGACAGGAAGAUAACUGUCCAUCCUCAAAGCCAGGGCCAGCAGGCAGGCGAACUAGAUCUCAAGCGGAUUUCGUCGAUUCUUCUCCAAACGGGUCUAAUCAAUUUCCAAAGUCCCAAUGAUCGCUGGAAUGUUGUUUCAGCCUGCGUUCCGGAUUUCUCAAUCCAUGCCGCCAUAUGUCUUGUUCCCAGUCCUACAAAGAGAGUGCAGUUCAUUUCGUUGGGAAUGGCCCCUGUCUUCCCUCGAAAUAGUACGAACAUGUUGUAUAAAGAUCUUAACCGACUAUUCGCUUCGUCAGACUUUGGUACAACGCAGACUUCCUCUUCUUCCAUUCAGAAUUCACUUGAGGAUGGUCAUAUGAACGCCAAAGCAUUACCAAAGGCUGUCAACAAAUGGCCAAUGUUCUAUGUACGGAUUAAUACCAAUACUCCUGACAGAUGGUAUGAAGACUGUCAAGAAAUCGCCCCGGAGUCUGACAAGUCCGUUCAACGCAUUCUAGACGUGCUUGCGGCUAUGAUUGGCGAGUUUCUGGCACAGCUCAAUCUACGACCGCGUGUCGGAAAGAGGAAACGGAAAGUGUCCCAGGUGUCAGCAGAAGCACCUCAAGAGGAUUCAAAAAGCACAAGGCAAUCCAGGGGUGCCGGGAAAGACCGUGCCAUGGCUUCAGAUAGCACAGAAGAAGCUUUUGACGGUAGAUUGAAACUUCCAUUGUUUACGAGACCUGUGCCGUCUACAACCAGCCAGCACUUUGGCGAUUGGUCUAGGGUUAAGGGCGCCAAAGAUGUUGUAUUCGAUACUAAGCUCAAUGCUACAAAAUCAGUUGAUAUUCCAUCGAGAGUUCGCAGUCCUGGCCAAAGCGUUCAACCGGUGCAUUUGUCUGGGAAUCAAAGAGAAUCAGCAACAGAUACAACAUUACCUUGGACCGAUCCUUAUACAGGGCGAACACACGUGGUCAACUCACGGACCGGUCAAUCGAUGGAUUCCACGGAUGCGCACAGCGAAAGGCCACGCUCAACUGGUUCCAUCCAACCGAACCAGGUAUUGAAUCGAGUAAGACGGCCAAGAUCAGCCAUUCCCAUCCGGACAGGGGGUUCGUGGCUUGAUGGUGUCUUGAGAAAGUGGGAGAAUCCGACUUUUAGCCGAUCUGAGCGACCGAUUAGCACCAUUAAUAUUGGAGUUCGUGAACACGAAUCAGAUCGGACAACUUUCAACGUGCACGACUGCUGUGGCGAUCUUUGCGGGUUGAACACGGUCAAAUUCUCCAAGUUCCGGGGGAAGUUAUGGAAGCAGCACCUUCAAGGGGCCGAGGUAGUUGCGCAAGUUGACCGGAAGUUUAUCCUUACGAAAUUACCAGCGUCCUCAGUUGGCGGUACUCAGGAUGGGACUGCAUUAGCCUUGAUCGAUCAACACGCGGCGGAUGAACGAUGUCGAGUAGAACGACUUUUUAGAGAGCUUUUGACGUCUGAAUCAGGCGAUUUUGGGGAAGUGCAGACCAUUCCACUGGAGCCGAUCAUGUUUGAGGCCCCGAUAAGCGAGAAACCGCUGCUCAAGAGGUAUUGGAAACACUUUCGACCAUGGGGCGUCGACUACCGGAUCGAACAAGCUGCGAAUAAGCUAAGGGUUUUUGUACAUCUACUCCCGAAUUUGAUAGCAGAACGGUGUCGAACGGAGCCCAGUUUGGUUGCCGAUCUUAUACGCGGCGAAAUUUGGAAGUGCGAAGAGAGCGGAAGCAAACCCGGUUCUACAACCGCACACUCGGAUUUGGAUUCUGGAAGCACUACAUCUUGGGUAGAAAAGUUAACCGGCUGUCCUCAAGGAAUCAUUGAUCUUCUCAAUUCCCGCGCCUGUCGAACCGCCAUCAUGUUUAACGACGUCUUGAGUAUCCAUGAGUGUCAAAAGUUGGUCGCGCAAUUGGCACAGUGCGCGUUUCCGUUUCAAUGCGCGCAUAGUCGACCAUCAAUGGUACCUAUUUUAGAUAUGGAGGUUCAGGAUUCAUCGUUAUUGGUUAGCGAAUUGUUGGGUUCCCUUGGAUUGGGAUUGGAAGAUGGCGAUGAAACAAGUAAGGUUGGAUUUGCUGAGGCGUUUGGAAUGGCAUAUAAGUCGGAGAGUAUAGACUAA
Messenger RNA from Aspergillus chevalieri, 2748 nucleotides. RefSeq names its product putative DNA mismatch repair protein (Mlh3) (gene MLH3). Gene Ontology annotation, cellular component: mismatch repair complex. The transcript is spliced from 2 exons. Gene Ontology annotation, biological process: mismatch repair. The coding region runs from base 1 to 2748 and encodes 915 amino acids. Gene Ontology annotation, molecular function: ATP-dependent DNA damage sensor activity; ATP hydrolysis activity; ATP binding. The record is from RefSeq and is a predicted model, not a curated record. NCBI's taxonomy places the organism in Eukaryota, Fungi, Ascomycota, Eurotiomycetes, Eurotiales, Aspergillaceae.